CCAAACUCUCCAUCAGCAGCAGCAGCAUCCAGCAACUUCACAUCUACAGUCAGGAGCAGCAAACAUGACCAUCAACACAAUCGGUCAGGAUGGAGUGCAAAAACAACAAAUGCCCUGCUUGACUAAGAUGGAGCGCAUGAUCAUAUCCAUGCAGGACCCAGAUAUGGGCAUCAAAAUGCGCAACCAGCGUCUCCUUAUUACAGUUAUACCGCACGCAAUGACUGGUAUGGACAUAAUUGAUUGGCUGAUUAAGAAGUUCACUAUUUCUGAUGAAGAGGCACUGCACACUGGACAGCUUCUUGUGAAAUAUGGUUACAUCUACCCCUUAAAAGAGCCCAGAAACCUUAUUCUGAAAUCUGAUGAUUCACCAUAUCGUUUUCAGACACCAUACUACUGGGCUUCAACGCGCUGGCCAGCAUCAGAGCUGGAUUAUGCAAUCUACCUGGCAAAGAAGAAUAUCCGAAAACAAGGAGAGCUGAUUGAGUAUGAAAAGGAGUGCUAUAAUGCUUUACAUAAACGGAUCAACCACACCUGGGACUUUGUUGUGAUGCAGGCAAGAGAGCAGCUCAGGGCGUCAAAACAGCGUCGGAAAGCAGACCGUUUAGUGCUGGAGUGUCAAGAGCAAGCCUACUGGCUAGUGAACAGACCACCUCCGGGGGUGCUGGACAUUCUGGAUAGCGGACCGGAGAGAUGGAUGAAUACUAGAGUGCAACUGAACACAGAAUUCUACAAAAAAGAGAUUAAACACAACAGAAAAAGCCUGGGCAGAAAUCGCAUCAAAUCCUCAAUUUGUCUUGAGAGUUAUGUUAAAUACUGUGAGCAGUAUCAGCCUCAUGACCCCAUAAUGCAAGGAUGCCUUCCCAGCAACCCCUGGAUCACAGAUGAUGUCACGUUUUGGACCAUGAACUCUGACACGGCCGCUGUGCCGACUACACUGCGUGUGGAGAGCUGGAGAUUUAGUUUCAUGAAGCUGCUUAAUGAUCCAUUGGGCAGAAAAGAGCUGAUGAUUUAUCUGGAGAAAGAAUUCAGCGCGGAGAACCUGUGUUUCUGGGAGGCUUGCGAAGACGUUCGUCAUGGAGAAACCUCAAAGAUUCCUGAGAAAGUGGAGGAGGUUUACAAGCAGUUUCUGGCCCCCGGUGCGAGUCGAUGGGUAAAUAUUGACAGUAAGACCAUGGAGAAAACUCUUCAAGGACUCAAGCAGCCUCAUCGGUUUGUUUUGGACGAUGCCCAGAUGCAUAUUUACUUCCUCAUGAAAAAGGAUUCGUACCCACGGUAUCUCAAAUCCGAACUCUACAAGAGUUUAUUAACUCGAGCCGUAGUACCGCAGGAGACCAAGAAAAGCGUGUUCCCGUUCACCCGUCGGCAGCGGUAUUCCAGUCCCUCCCCUGCGCUCGCAACCCAACCGGCAGAGAAUGAUGGGAAGCCAAAAAACUCCAACUCUUUCAAAAGCAAUUCUGGAAUGGCAUCCCGGUUAUAAACAUGCAUUGUUGUCUUGUUUUAACACAUUUCUGCUUUUAAUGUGCAUGAAACAAAUGUUUGUUAUUAUUUAAAGAGAAUGCUCAGUGUACUCAUCUAUUCAUAAUGUAGAAAUACAGCUGUCAUGCAUAUCAUGAAUCCAUCUAUACGCAGAUUCAGCAAUAAUGAAAUAUUCAAGAUAUCACUCUGCCAUUUAAUUUUGUCUUUUAAAAAAGUUUGUCAAGUUAUUUUUACCUUGUUUGUUAACUUUAAUGGUAUGCAUUCAUAAUCUCAACACAGACAAUAAUAGGCAUUGUAAAGGAUUGUUCACCCCCCAAAAAAUGACAUUUCUGUCAUCAUUUACUCAUCCUCAGAAAACAUGUUACAAACCAGGCCCGGCUCCACAUAUGAGAUGAAAGAUGGGCCAAGUGAUAUUCCAGGUGGGCCGGUCAGAUUGGGGGGGUCUUUAAUGCUUUAAUCUCUUUUUUUUGUCCAAAAAAUGUCUAUAGUUUUAAUAUUGUAUAUUUAAGAUAAUUGUUAGGUUGUUUGUUAUUGUUGUGUUUGUGUUUCCUUCUUUUUUUAAAUAUUUUUUGUACAUAUUUUGGAACUAUUAACUAACUUUAUUUAUAUCAAAUGGUUAACAUGUUUAUUUUUACAUUCUCUCUUUUUACGUUUGUAAUAUUUUUUGACCCCUUGACAGAUCUUGUAUUAAUUAAGUACCUUUAGAUUUGAUAAAAAGGGACAGUUCCUUUAAAAUAACUAUUUACAUAAACUAAAACAAAAUUUUUACAAACUAAAAAUGUAAUUUUUUUUUAAAUGCUGUUUUUUUAUUAUUCUCACGUCUGUUAAUAUAGUAUAACAUUACAGAUUUUUGGCCAAAAUAUUGGCUGUUAUGUGGUGUGGGACCAGGGUGGGCCAAGCCUCUGAUUGGGUGGGCCAGGCCCACCCUGGCCCCCCUUAAAGCCUGGCCUGUUACAAACCUGUAACCAUUUUAGUUCUGCUGAACACAAACAAAGAUAUUUUCAACAAUGAUUGUUACCAAACAGUUUUGGACCAUCACUGACUUCCAUAGUAUUUUUUCCUACUAUGAAGGUCAAUGCUGCUCUUGCUUGAUGCAAAUAAGUCUUUACCAGAUCAAGGGGUGAGUAAAUGAUGACAGAAUUUUCAUUUUUGGGUGAACUAUCACUUUAAAGGAGUCUAUGAGAAAUCUGGCUCUAAUUGUUUACAUUUCUCCUUUUAUUAGCAUAUAUAUAUAUAUAUAUAUAUAUAUAUAUAUAUA
Messenger RNA from Paramisgurnus dabryanus, 2734 nucleotides. RefSeq names its product regulator of G protein signaling 11 (gene rgs11). Lineage: Eukaryota; Metazoa; Chordata; Actinopteri; Cypriniformes; Cobitidae. The record is from RefSeq and is a predicted model, not a curated record. Gene Ontology annotation, cellular component: neuron projection; cytoplasm; plasma membrane. Gene Ontology annotation, biological process: G protein-coupled receptor signaling pathway; positive regulation of GTPase activity; regulation of G protein-coupled receptor signaling pathway. Gene Ontology annotation, molecular function: GTPase activator activity.